CACACAUCGGACACAAAACUAAACAAAUAUUUAUUAGCAGCACACAAACAACAGCAACAUUUUCAUGAAAUAAUUUAUUUUUCAUAUGCGUUGGUGCCGUGUGCCAUGUGUGUUGUUGUUGUUUUUAUGUCUUCUUUUCUUUCUGGUGUGCGUCAUUUCUUUUUGUGGUCGUAAUAUUACUUCGUCUCUUUUUUUUUGUUGUCCGUGUAUUCGAUCGUAUAUAUGUGUGUUCCAUUCCGUAAGUUUGCUACGCGACCAAAGCAUUUGCACAGUACACUCAACACAACAUUUUAUAUAUUCACAAUAAUACGUCGAAAUAGACGGUGUGUGUAUGUUUUUGAAACGUUCACAUCGUUAAAUUGAAAUUAAAUUUCUUUUUUUUCUCUGAUUUGGUUAUCUGUGUUGUUUUGUUUGCUUUUUUAUCUCGUUCGGCUUUUCCUUUUAGUGGAAAAUUUCAGCCAAAUGCGUAGUUAGAGCGCGAAAUCAGAACAUGACUACUAUUGAAGAACGAAGCGAAUAUUUAAGGAAUCCAUUUUUCACGAAGCCAUUGUACGGAGAUUUUUCACCAUUCUACAAGACAAUCGCCGUCUGUUCGGUACUAUUGGCGAUUAUAUUCAUAAUCAACAUCGUGCUCGGCUGCUGCUCAAAACAUCGUCAGUAUUGGCAAGAUCGACACACCGGCAACCGUUGGAUUGUAUCACUUUGGACGGCUACACCGCAUCAAAACCCUCCUCUCGAUUUAACUGAAUUGGAAGACGUGAGCUCAUUUUAUCCAAAGAGUGCUGACGUUGAACACCCAGAGGUUUCUUAUCAUCGUCCACAAGAAGAACAAAGAGGUUACGGCCGCGCAUACAAUCAAUCACAACCGGCUGAGGAAUACGUUGAGCUACAGCACCAACAGAAGCGUGAGAGCGAUAUUUAAUUAAAGCCACACCAAUCCACUGUACACGUCACUAGAUUUGGUCGGGCUGCUUUGUUUUUCUUCUCCGUAUUAUCGUUACCAUCCCUUCUUCCAAUUCGUCCAGUCGAAGAGAGAGACGGAUCUCACACUUUGUCGAAAAAAUGAUUUAUGUUAUCAUUUUUCCUGCCGUGGCAUUUUUGCUAGCCUUCAUCAUUGGCGUAAUUAUUGUUCAACUGAAAUGGGGACCGCGAAUUUGCGGCCUUAGACAUCAUGCAAUGCCCGAUGAACGCGAAUGGGAAGAGGAUAAAGCGUAUGACCAAGGAAUCAGCUACGCUUAAUUCCCAUGGACAUUCCAAUGUAUUUCCAUCGUUUGGAUGUUGAUACCAUCGCUGCCACCGUCUCACCCCAUCCUCCUCUUAUCAACCACCACAUUCCAAAUUCCUCUCAUACAUUUACGUAUUACCGUCCCAAUGUUUUAAAUGAAAAGCCAUUAAUUUUGUUUUGUAUUUUGUAGCACAACGAACUUUGUCAGCUAAUUAGGACUUAGAAACUAAUGACUAGAAAUUUUUAGAUACUUUUUGACAAACAGUUAAACCGUACGAAACUCGAUCCAUACCACUUGACUGGAAUCGGAAUCUUACUUUUUUUUUCUCCUUUUGGUAGACGAAAUUAAGUCAAGCACUUUUGAACCAUUUACAUGUUUAAGAAAUGAAACAAAGAAUGAACAGAACAUUCCGUCCAAACAAUUUACAUUUUUGAUACAAAGGCUAUUUUUUUUCUCUGCGUAAACAGAUGUAUUUUUUAGAACAAAAAAUAAAUGAAUAACAGCGGUAACAAAUAA
Molecule: messenger RNA, 1742 nt
Organism: Sitodiplosis mosellana (orange wheat blossom midge)
Lineage: Eukaryota; Metazoa; Arthropoda; Insecta; Diptera; Cecidomyiidae
Gene: wrm1
Exons: 4
Coding region: 491-922 (143 amino acids)
Source: RefSeq, a predicted model, not a curated record